Ilex paraguariensis (yerba mate) is the source of this 672-nucleotide messenger RNA. The record is from the annotation of a GenBank genome assembly. Lineage: Eukaryota; Viridiplantae; Streptophyta; Magnoliopsida; Aquifoliales; Aquifoliaceae.
AUGGAUGGAACACCACCUUACUACCUCAACAGAGGGGUUAGUGGGUCUGGUUCUGCGUCUGGACCUUCUGGUUCUGUUCCUGCUUCUGGAUCUGGGACACAGACUGGUUUACCAGCCCCACCAGGCUUCAAAACCUCUUCAAACCCUAACAUUUCAUUUCAGUCCAAUGUGGGUUCCACAUACCAAGUAGAAAACCCAUCACCCAGUUUUCCUCAUGGCAUUGCCAUGGGUGUGGCCCCCAGUGGUGUGUCACCGGGCGAUACUGGAAAGAAGAAAAGAGGGAGGCCUCGAAAAUAUGGUCCAGACAGUGCCAACAUGUCUCUGUUACUGUCUCCGAUGUCGUCCACGCCUUCUCCAGGGUCGCUAACCCCCAGACGUGGUAGAGGGCGGCCACCAGGGAGUGGGAGAAAGCAACAAUUAGCUUCUCUUGGUGAAUGGAUGAACACUUCUGCAGGAUUGGCUUUUACACCUCAUGUCAUACAUAUUGGAGCAGGAGAGGACAUUGCGAUGAAGGUGCUUUCAUUUGCACAACACAGGCCGAGGGCUCUAUGUAUCUUGUCAGCUAAUGGCACAGUUUCGGCAGUACAACUAUGUCAGCCUUCUGGCGGCACGGUGACUUAUGAGGUUGAACCACCCGAUAAUCCCUUUUUAUUAUUGUACACGGAAUAUUAG